AUGCUCCUCGUCUACCAGGUCGGGAGCGUCAAGAUCGGAGAGGUCGUCCGCUAUACCGUCACCUAUACGCCCUCCCAGGACCGAAUCCUGCCCUCACCCGAGCGCCUCUACCUGCGCGUCCGUAACACCUCCGCCAUCGCCCUGCGCGCCGCGUUUGUUCAUGGCCCCUACACGCUGGGCGCCGCUGCCUACCCGUCCAACUUCAACCCCAACGUCAAGUUUGCGAACCCCCGCCGCUAUGGCGUUCCCGAGUUCGAGCCCAUGCUCAAGGCUGGUGGCUCGUGGGAGUGCGAGCUGGUGGUGCCGGAGCACAUACGACAGAGCGCGGGAACCGGAGGCGGCGGCCACUUUGGCGGUGCGGCCCCAGGAGACCAAGAGACCGAGUGCGCAUCGUGGAUCGUCGAGGUGUCGUCGCAGGUCAUCUUCUCGACUUCGGCCGCGGUCGGGUACGAGGUGACGCUCGCUAGGGACGCAAAGUCGCUGAACCUGAGUUCCUCGCUGCCCGUCAUCGGCGGCCAGACCCAAGUACCACAGCCCGGCAGGGUCGCCGACCACCAGCAGAGCGUGGGUGCCAAGGACGGCCACCACCCGGCGCAGCUGAAGGGCGUGUUCUCCAAAGCCAUACACCUCAAGGUGGAGGACACGGCCGCUCUGUGGAACACCCCGAGGCUUCCGGGAUGGGACGACCUCAACAUCGACCGGCUCAAGAGCCGUAACAAGAAGGACCAGCCUGUUGAGAGCGUCACCCAAGAGAUACCGCAGGAGGAGAAGCUUGAAAUUAAACAAAAGAAGGUGCACUUGGUUGUCCUUACCCACGGCCUGCACAGCAACCUGGGAGCGGACAUGCUGUAUUUAAAGGAGAGCAUUGAUCAGACAGUCGCGCAGGCCAAGAUUGAUGCCAAGGCCAGGCGUGCCAAGGAGCGCGCUGAGAAGGAAGCCAAGAAAGACGGAGAUGCCACAGAAGAUGAUAAAGACAAGACUCAAGACGACAGCCCUGCAGAAGACGAUGGGGACGACGAAGAGGUCAUUGUGCGCGGCUUCUCGGGCAACGCGACAAGGACAGAAAGAGGUAUCAAAUACCUGGGUAAGAGGCUGGCUAGGUACAUCCUCUCCAUGUCGUACCCCGAUCAGCCGUUUCUGCCGUCAAAGAAGGGCCACACGGAGACGGCAGUCGCUGCAGUCUUCAACAAAACUGAACCAGACAGUAAGGCGGCUCACAAACACAGCACGAUCCAUAAAGAAGAAGCCAAAGAGAAGCGUCCUUUCAAGAUCACCAGCAUCAGUUUCAUCGGCCACUCUCUGGGUGGACUGAUACAGACAUACGCCGUUGCAUAUAUCCAGAAGCACUCACCAGAAUUCUUUACCCUAAUCAAACCAAUCAACUUUGUCGCCCUUGCCACACCGUUCCUCGGCCUCAGCAACGAAAACCCCUUGUAUGUCAAGUUUGCCUUGGACUUUGGCCUGGUCGGCAGAACGGGCCAGGAUCUUGGUCUUACGUGGCGGGCGCCCACCAUCGCGAGGAGCGGCUGGGGCGCCAUCGUCAGCAAUCUUGGCGAAAGUGCACACAAGAGGGUCAUGGGCGAGGUCCAACCCGAGUCGAAGCCUCUGCUGCGGAUUCUGCCGACUGGCCCGGCCCAUACGGCGCUCAAGAAGUUCCGCAACCGCACGGUCUACUCCAACGUGGUCAACGAUGGCAUCGUCCCGCUGAGAACCAGCUGUCUUCUGUUCCUCGAUUGGCAGGGUCUCGGCCGCGUGGAGAAGGCACGACGAGACGCCGGCUUGGUCGAGACACUGGUGGGCGCCGGCUGGGCGGAACUGACCGGCGGAAGCUUGGCACCGACGCCACGGAGAUCCAGCGCCCUCCCUCCGGAUGAGGAGGAGCCUGUGGAUGACCACUCUGGCAACAUCACGCCGACAGCCCCGUCCAACGCUGUUGAGGUGCCGCAGCCGCCGCGGAACGCAAUGAUGGAGGACGACCAGGCUAGUCUCCGGUCGGUCCCUACGCCGUACAACGAAGCAGGACCCGAGGGCGCAAAGGACGGUGCCAACAACGGACCGUUUGCCGGCUUCUUCUCCCUUUUCAAGGGCAACGAGCAAGCGCAGUCCAAAACGCAACCCAAAACGCCCAGCAUGUCCAACAAGCAGCACAAAAUCUACAAGCGGAGUCAGACAAUCAACUUUGACGAGAUGUCGCAAACGUCGGGUUCCAAAGUCACUGCAGGCCACGAGCUGGAGCGAGACCAGCAUAUUGCGCCGCCGAGAACGAGCUUCUUCGAGUCCGCACACGACCUGAUCAACCCCAAGAUUCCUACCACCGAGUACCUCAUCGACCCCACCAAGCGCCCCAGAGCCAUUUUCCACGAUCGCGUCUACCAUCCGUCGGAUAUCCCGCCGCCGCCAUUGAAGAAGAAGCCCACCGGCUCGCUGGCGUCUCGCAGAAGCACUUUUAGGCGGGCUGCAUCGACGGGUUCUGGCGGAUCAAGGACCAGCACGGACUCAUCGCCUCAUCCGUCGCAACGUUUCUCGCAUGAAAACACCAUGGACUCGACGCGAGACUACGACGACACGGCCAAUACGAACCCCGACAAGGGGCCCGAUGAGGAGAUUGAUGGUUCGCAGAUGCGGGUUGAAGAGAAGAUUGCUCGUGCUUACCACCGUGGCCUAGCAUGGCGAAAAGUGCUUGUCAAACUGGAACCCGACGCGCACAACAACAUCAUUGUGCGUCGGAUGUUCGCCAAUGCCUACGGCUGGCCUGUUGUGAAGCACCUGGUCGACGCCCACUUCAGCGAUUCGGCGACCGCAAGGACCCGUGACGAAGACGAGUCGUCUGGCGAGCUGGCGCUCGACAUUGGCCAGGCACCGAACAAGUACGGCGACGAGGUCAGGGAUAGCGGUGUGCCAUCCAACGAUGGCGCGAGCGAUAGGCCCACCGGAGGUCUGCUGUCGCCUAACUCACAACGGGAGGCGGAAGACGUGGUGCCAGACAUGCAGGCGCCACCCAAACGUCGCUCGUCCUCACGUAGCUCAUCGGCCAGCCCGCCCCGGAUCACCAGAUCGCCUCGGCCACGGCCGGAGCGGGUCGAUUCCGUCACGUGGAGCGACCGGGACUGGGCGGACAGCGACGACAGCGAGACAACGGCCACGACAGCCAGCGCCAGGAGCCCCAAGGAUACGGAGUUCAAGGACAAGGAUAAGGACGGCAACCGGUCGACAGCGCCGCUAGGGGGCUGGAACUGGACGGAGAAGAUUGUGGGCAGGGGAGGCUUAACUCGCAAGACGUCCCCGAAGCCGGACGGCAAGAACGACGACGGCGGCGUGGACUAA
This is a messenger RNA of Colletotrichum spaethianum, 3324 nucleotides long. Its product is annotated as putative lipase YOR059C. Gene Ontology annotation, molecular function: monoacylglycerol lipase activity. NCBI's taxonomy places the organism in Eukaryota, Fungi, Ascomycota, Sordariomycetes, Glomerellales, Glomerellaceae. The record is from RefSeq and is a predicted model, not a curated record. Bases 1 to 3324 code for a protein of 1107 amino acids. The transcript has a single exon.